AGGCGCUAGUGGGUCAGAUCUGGCAGAGGAAAAGGAAGCGACUGUUCCCUGUGAUGCUGUAGUUGUGCCAAACCAGGUCACAUGACAGAAAAUUCUACUGCACUGCUGCUACAUCUCCACUUGUGAUCAUGCCCACCACACAGUCUCCUCAGGAUGAGCAGGAGAAGCUCCUGGAUGAGGCCGUGCAAGCUGUCAAGGUUCAGUCCUUCCAGAUGAAACGAUGCCUGGACAAGAACAAAUUGAUGGAUGCUCUGAAGCAUGCCUCUAACAUGCUGGGGGAGCUGAGGACGUCCAUGCUUUCUCCAAAGAGCUACUAUGAGCUCUACAUGGCCAUCUCAGAUGAGCUCCACUACCUGGAGGUGUAUCUCACUGAUGAGUUCGCCAAAGGGCGUAAGGUGGCAGAUCUGUACGAGCUGGUGCAGUAUGCAGGCAACAUCAUUCCCAGGCUAUACCUCCUGAUCACAGUGGGCGUGGUCUAUGUGCGCUCCUUCCCUCAGUCUCGGAAGGACAUCCUGAAGGACCUGGUGGAGAUGUGUCGAGGUGUGCAGCAUCCUCUGAGAGGCCUGUUCCUCAGGAACUACCUGCUGCAGUGCACCCGGAACAUUCUGCCUGACGACGGGGAGCAGUUAGAGGGCUCAGAGGAGAUGACUGGGGACAUUACUGACUCUGUUGACUUUGUCCUUUUGAACUUUGCGGAGAUGAAUAAAUUAUGGGUCAGAAUGCAGCAUCAGGGACACAGCCGAGACCGAGAGAAGAGGGAGAAGGAGCGCCAAGAACUCAGGAUUCUGGUCGGCACCAACCUGGUACGCCUGAGCCAGCUGGAGGGCGUCAAUGUGGAAAAGUACAAACAGAUUGUUCUCCCUGGUGUUUUGGAGCAGGUGGUCAACUGCAGAGAUUCCUUGGCUCAGGAGUAUCUGAUGGAGUGUAUUAUUCAGGUUUUCCCUGAUGAGUUCCAUCUUCAGACACUAAACCCUUUUCUGCGAUCGUGUGCUGAGCUGCACCAACACGUCAAUGUCAAGAAUAUUAUCAUCGCCCUUAUUGACCGCCUAGCCCUGUUUGCUCAUCGAGAAGACGGCCCAGGCAUUCCAGCAGAGAUUAAACUCUUCGACAUCUUCUCCCAACAAGUCGCCACAGUCAUUCAGUCUCGACAGGACAUGCCCUCAGAGGAUGUGGUGUCUCUCCAAGUGUCCCUCAUUAACCUGGCCAUGAAGUGUUACCCGGACCGCGUGGACUAUGUGGACAAAGUGUUGGAGAGCACGGUGGAGAUCUUCAACAAACUCAACUUGGAACACAUAGCGACCAGCAGUGCCGUGUCCAAAGAGCUGAUGCGACUGUUGAAGAUCCCUGUGGACUCCUACAACAACAUUCUGACUGUACUGCAGCUCAAGCACUUCCCCCCUCUCUUCGAGUACUUCGACUACGAGUCACGCAAGAACAUGAGCUGUUACGUACUUAGCAACACACUGGACUACAAUACCACCAUUGUAGCCCAGGAACAGGUGGACUCCAUCUUAAAUCUGGUGUCGACGCUGGUCCAGGACCAGCCUGACCAGCCGUCAGACGAGCCAGACCCAGAGGACUUUGCUGAGGAGCAGAGUCUGGUGGGACGCUUCAUCCAUCUGCUACACUCCGAGGACCCCGACCAGCAGUACCUUAUCCUGAGCACAGCACGGAAACACUUUGGUGCCGGUGGAAACCAAAGAAUCCGCUUCACACUCCCUCCUCUGGUGUUUGCUGCGUACCAGCUGGCCUUCAGAUACAAGGAGAACUCUUCAUCGGACGACAAGUGGGAGAAGAAAUGCCAGAAAAUCUUUUCCUUCGCUCACCAGACCAUCAGCGCUCUCAUCAAAGCAGAGUUUGCAGAGCUGCCUCUCCGACUUUUCCUGCAGGGGGCGUUAGCAGCUGGAGAAAUUGGUUUUGAGAACCAUGAGACUGUGGCGUAUGAGUUCAUGUCCCAGGCCUUUUCUCUUUAUGAAGAUGAGAUUAGUGACUCCAAAGCCCAGCUGGCGGCCAUCACGCUGAUCAUUGGGACCUUUGAGCGCAUGAGAUGUUUCAGCGAGGAGAACCAUGAACCCCUGAGGACACAGUGUGCGCUGGCAGCCUCCAAACUGCUCAAGAAGCCUGACCAGUGCAGAGCGGUCAGCAUCUGCGCUCACCUCUUCUGGUCUGGACGCAGCACAGAUAAGAACGGGGAGGAGAUCCGCGAUGGAAAAAGAGUGAUGGAAUGUCUGAAAAAAGCCCUGAAAAUUGCCAACCAAUGCAUGGACCAGUCACUGCAAGUUCAACUUUUCAUUGAAAUCCUCAACAGAUAUGUGUGCUUCUAUGAGCGGGAGAAUGAUGCGGUGACUGUCCAGGUCCUAAACCAACUGAUCCAGAAGAUCCGAGAGGACCUCCCCAACCUGGAGGCCAGUGAGGAGACGGAGCAGAUCAACAAGCACUUCCAGAACACUCUGGAGCACCUGCGCCUGCAGAGGGAGUCCCCCGAGACAGAGGGCCCGGCGUACGAGGGCCUGCUCCUAUAGGCUGCACACGUCACCCACACCACACAUGUGACCAGGACUCGGCAUUAACGACAGACAGGGGUCAAAUGUCAGUAGAAUAUUACACAUAUAGUCACCUGAGUGGUUAAAUUUUUAACUUUUGAGGAGAUGAGACGGUUUAACAACAGUGGAGGAAAAAAGAAUACUGUGUCUCAUUUCAUUAAAAAAAAUGUGACUUAGUCUAUUUUACCAAUAUUUAUGUUUGACUGGAUUUAUCUCAACUACUUUGGAAAAAUGUUGUCAGAAGUAUAGAAAAUGACAUACUAAGUGAUAAUAAAACUAGAAUCCACACUAGAUACUGAGGAAAAAAUGUCACAUUCGCAGGAUAGAACUGAACCUUUCCUUUAGAAUAAUAGCUUUAGAAUGAUCUUGAGCUGUAUCAGGACAAGUAUAAGAGCACUUAAACCUCAUAGUAUGAGCUCAUGGACCAUUUUGGAACCUACCUGGAUGACUGAGGGAUUACACAGAUAUAAGACCACAUAGGAAUAGAAAAGAAAAUACUAUUAUUUAAUGUUGAUUCUAUUGUCUACAGAAAUCAAGUAGAGAGAGCCCGAAGUCCCUGUGUGCAGUUCCACUAAGGGGAAAAAGUGGUUGAAAUGAGGCCUGAAGUAAUAGCUGCUAAAUCCAAAUUUAGUUCCUAAACAGAAUCAGAAAAUACACUCUUCCACUUUGUGAUGUAAUUUAAUACAGGAAGCGCUUCACUGUGUUUUAGAACUCCAUACAUCUUCACUAGAAUUAUUUGGAUUUCAGCCUUGGAAUUGCCAAUCUCCACUGAAUAAAAGUUAAAAGCAGCUGUUAACUUGAAAAAGUACUGCUUCAUGACAUCACAAGGUCGAACGGGCAUUUUGCUUUGCAGUUAUAGAGAGCCCAGUAAUACAGCAUUAUUCAAACGUGUGAAUGAAACAACACACCUCCAGGUAUGUGUUUGAUGAGGUAACGAAGUUCUAAUGUGACUUAAAACUCACAAGAGUCAAUCUCACAUAAUAGUUAAAUUUCUUCCUCCAAAGUCUGAACUCUGCUCCAGUGUCCACAUGCUUUUACUGAGGACUUACUGUAGACCCUUUAACUAACAAGACCCAAGCUGAUCAUUGACCAUCUGUAAAGAGUGGAUUUAUUAAAAUUCUAUUAAUUGCACGGCUGUAAGUUAAUGCCAAGCCCUGUAUGUGACACCCAACACUAGAACAUGAUUCCAUCCUUCAAGCUGUGUGACUGGUCAAGCCCACUGUGCACCCAUGGUCCCGUCUGAUCGUCUCGUCACUGCCCCCUCUCUCUCACACGUGUCCAUUGCACAUGUCUAACCUCUGCGCUUACAUGUCAACUCCUCUUCUUUAUGUAUCCUCAUUGUUUAUGUGUCCCGGACAUUGAGAGUUAGUUAGAGCGCAGCUUGUUUUUCUUUUUUUUUUUUUUUUUUUUUUGUUUAGGUUUUUUUUUGCUGGAGAAUUAUUUACUAUUCAUUCAGUUUUAUUAUAAAUUGCCUAAAUGCUUGUAAAACAGAUUACAAACUAAAUAGUGAUUAAAUAGUGAAAUUAUCGUCAUGUAACUGAAAUAAAGUUAUCCAAUAAAAUGUGUGCUCUAUAA
Boleophthalmus pectinirostris (great blue-spotted mudskipper) is the source of this 4118-nucleotide messenger RNA. RefSeq names its product VPS35 retromer complex component (gene vps35). The transcript is spliced from 17 exons. The record is from RefSeq and is a predicted model, not a curated record. Gene Ontology annotation, cellular component: retromer complex; late endosome; retromer, cargo-selective complex. Bases 129 to 2522 code for a protein of 797 amino acids. Gene Ontology annotation, biological process: retrograde transport, endosome to Golgi; intracellular protein transport. NCBI's taxonomy places the organism in Eukaryota, Metazoa, Chordata, Actinopteri, Gobiiformes, Gobiidae.